AUGUGGCUAACACACCGUUUGGUUUCAGAUGAGGAGCGAAGUGGUGCACCGGCAGCGCAGCUAGAGAUGCGCUCCAAGCAGCAGCCGAGGCCUUCAUACCGCUGGCUCAAUUCUAACGAUAACGGUGGUAUAUUUGCACAUUUCGCACUAAAACCACCUCGGGUUGUUCCUACAAGAGCGCAUUGGAGACGCUCCGGGGUUCCCCACGCAUUCUACCGGCUCCAUUAUGCGUCUCAAAAGCUCUGA
Molecule: messenger RNA, 246 nt
Organism: Pieris macdunnoughi
Lineage: Eukaryota; Metazoa; Arthropoda; Insecta; Lepidoptera; Pieridae
Source: the annotation of a GenBank genome assembly